Molecule: messenger RNA, 669 nt
Organism: Talaromyces stipitatus ATCC 10500
Lineage: Eukaryota; Fungi; Ascomycota; Eurotiomycetes; Eurotiales; Trichocomaceae
Exons: 2
Coding region: 1-669 (222 amino acids)
Molecular function (GO): protein dimerization activity
Source: RefSeq, a predicted model, not a curated record
AUGGACUGGUCUCGGCUCUCACAGAUCCACAAUACCCUUUCAAAAUUCAAUAAGUUGACUCUUCUUGCAGUCCUAAUCUACUAUGAACUUCAUGAUUUACUCGAUGAGGCAUCCGAGCGCAAGGAGAGAUUCCAAGAUCUUGACGAAAAUAUAUCAUUGGCUGUGAAGGAAGGUAUGAAGAAGUAUAAAAAGUACUAUACCUUUAUGGAUGCUUCUGAUACAUACUAUACUGCCCUUAUCUUGGAUCCUCGCGUCAAAGGUGAUCUCCUUCUCGACGAACUGGAAGACAAAGCUACUGGAAGGGAGAUCCUUCAAGCUCUCCGUGGUAACCUCCACUGUGAUUAUUCAGUAACUAUGGAAUCAAGCUCAACUACAGGACAAUCCCUAUUAGAGUACAACACUGAGCAUAAUGAUGUGGAGUCCCGGUUACUAAAGAGGUUACAGCUACGCAAUCAACCUCUACUUUCUAAUAUUGAUCGCUAUCUUAACAGCCCUCGGGUCAAUAUAAAUGACAUAUGGGAUGCGAAUUGGUUAUGUAAUUGGUGGCGGAUUAACAAGGGUAAAUAUCCUAGAAUGGCUGCUGCUGCUAGAGAUUAUCUAGUGAUUCCAGCCUCUGAGGUUCCAGUAGAAAGACUAUUCAAUGCAGGAAGAGAUAUACUGGGAAUUUGA